Mollisia scopiformis is the source of this 1732-nucleotide messenger RNA. RefSeq names its product FAD/NAD(P)-binding domain-containing protein. Lineage: Eukaryota; Fungi; Ascomycota; Leotiomycetes; Helotiales; Mollisiaceae. The coding region runs from base 1 to 1647 and encodes 548 amino acids. The transcript is spliced from 5 exons. The record is from RefSeq and is a predicted model, not a curated record.
AUGCGUGUAAUUAUCGUCGGAGCUGGCGUUAGUGGGCUCAACAUGCUCUAUACUCUCCAGAAAUAUGCUUCUCAAGUCUCCUAUGUCAUCUAUGACAAGAAUCCUGAGUGUGGAGGUACCUGGUACGAAAAUCGAUACCCUGGAUGUGCUUCUGACGACCCAUCCCACCAUUAUCAAUAUUCGCACACACCAAACCCAAGUUGGAGCUCGGUCUUUGCACCGGCAGGAGAAAUCAAGGAAUACUUGAAUCGCUUCAUCGAUAAGAAUGACUUACGGAAUAACAUCAAGACGGGAUAUAGCGUCUCCUCCGCCGAAUGGCAUGAAGGCUGUGGCGAAUGGGUGGUCAAAGUCAGGGAUGAGCGGACCGGCAGCGAUUUGGAGGACCGUGGUCAAGUUCUUGUGGAUGCCACAGGAAUCUUCAAUAACUGGGUAUGGCCGACUAUCAAAGGACUACAUGCCUUCAAAGGCCCUUUGAUCCACACUGCAAACUGGCCGAAGGAUUUUGACCAUCACGGUAAGACAGUAGCGGUGCUUGGAAACGGUGCGACUGGUGUUCAACUUGUACCAGCUAUGCAGCCAGACGUCAAGAAGUUGAUCCAUUGCAUACGCUCCAGAACCUGGAUUGCAGGCCCUAGCGAACCUGUUCAAUUUUGCCAACAGUUCACCACUGACUCCUCGGAUCGCUUUCCUGAAGAGUGGAAGCAGAAUCUUCUUGAUAAUCCUGAAGAGUAUGCCAAGCUUCUGUCAGACAUUGACCACUUGUGUAAGAAAGAGAGGUUCAAGACGAUCUUGAACGGCUCCAACGAAGCAUUGCACUCCCUCGUGACAAUCACCGAAUACAUGAAGCAAGAGUUGGAGGAAAAGCCAGAACUGAUUGACAUUCUUAUUCCAACCGGGCCAGUUGGAUGUCGUCGUAUCACAAGUUCAGUCGGAUACCUCAAAUCACUUUGUGCACUUAAUGUCGAAGUUGCCAAGACCCAGAUCCAAGCAGUCUCUACGACAGGUAUUCUUUUAGAAUCAGGAGAGCAUAUUGAAGUGGAUGCCAUUAUCUGCGCCACUGGCUUCAAUACAUCUUUCGUGCCCCGCUAUCCAGUCCUAGGAGAUAAUGGACGGAAUUUGCAGGACGAGUGGCGCGAGGAGAAUGGAGGCCCAAUUGCUUACAUGAGCGUCAUGGCUGAGGGAAUGCCGAAUUACUUCAGAUUGUUAGGCCCCAAUGGUCCACUUGCGCACGGAGCUAUCCCACGAAUCAGCACUCAUAUUUGCGACUACGUUCUUGCUCAUAUCCGUAAGAUGCAAUUCGAACAUCUUGCUUCUGUUCGACCCCUACCUUCCGCUGUCGAAGACUUUAAUGAGCAUGUGCAAACAUUCAUGCCACGAACUGCGUGGGAUGGAAAGGGAUGUGGAGGCUGGUACAAGAGCAAGAACGUUAACGGAAGCGAGCAGAAGGUGAUUGCACUCCAUCCUGGCAGCCAGACUCAUUGGGAGAAGAUGUUAGCGAAUGUCAGAUGGGAAGAUUUCGAGUUCAGGGCAAAGAGCGGAAGACAAACCAACAGAUUUGGAUACUUGGGCAAUGGAUUUGCUGUAUCGGAGGUCGAUAACGGACAACAGAGUGAUUCGGAGCUGGAUAAGGUCAGGUUUUGCAUUUGAUUUGCACACAUAUUGCGGUCGGGUUAGGCUUUCUUUUUUUCAAGUUGGGCAUUUGAUUUGCACACAUAUCGUGGCUGGGUAACCG